Molecule: messenger RNA, 5090 nt
Organism: Asterias rubens (European starfish)
Lineage: Eukaryota; Metazoa; Echinodermata; Asteroidea; Forcipulatida; Asteriidae
Product: ATP-binding cassette sub-family C member 9-like
Exons: 32
Coding region: 315-5012 (1565 amino acids)
Biological process (GO): potassium ion transport; transmembrane transport
Cellular component (GO): membrane
Molecular function (GO): ABC-type transporter activity; sulfonylurea receptor activity; ATP binding
Source: RefSeq, a predicted model, not a curated record
GGUACCAAGCUUGCCCUUCACUUGAUCUCAAAGUAAUGUUGCCAUGGCGAGGCAAUGAUAGCUAGCUUGGUAUCAGCUGCUAAACAAACUAAUAUCCAUACUGUAAAGAUGUUACGUCAAUAGUGUUAUCACUGUACGUUGCAUCACUCUUGCCAUGUCACGCCUAAAAAUAAUCACAUCAUGCCAAGUGUGGUGAUGGGUACUUCUUCAUCAGUGCACUUUGAGGACACCGUGGACGUCGACCGUCUCUGAUUUUCGGCAACACAGCACCAGAGAAAUUCAGUUCAUGUAUAAAUAACGUUAUAUAAGUAACCAUGGUGACCGAGGAAUGGGAGUGGUUCUGUGGCAGGAACACAUCUUACCUUAAUACUCCAUUAGACGAGUGGGUUAAUAAUACCUGCUUUAUAAACGGGGUAUCUUUGCUUCCUCAUGCGGGCUUCAUUGCUCUAUCUUCGCUCCUUCUCUUCGUCUUCGGAUGUUGCUCCAGCUACAGGAAGAUCAAGACGAAGUAUAUCUUGACCUUUCCAGGUCACAGUCUGAGAUGGAUCGUCAGUAUCCUGACUCUUCUCUUACUUGGUGCAUCUAUCGGUGAGGGCGUCCUUACUGAUGAGACGUAUAAAGCAUGGCAGCAACCCACCCAGCCUCAUCUCUACAUGCACGGUGCUGGUGCCUUCUUGGCUUGCGUCUUCUCUCUUAUCUACUAUCAUCAUAUGGAGUUAUGGCAGGCGCCAUUCAUGUCUUUCUUGUUGCUAGGCUACUGGGCUACGGCUGCAGGUGGAGAGGCUUUACGCAUGUCAAACCUCGUCUACCAAAACCAAAUAGAUUUCAACGUGUUACGAUUCGACCUGACAGUGGCACUGCUCGUAUGUUUUGGUCUUCUUUUCUUGAUUGAGGUCUACGUCAUCUUGGCUAGGUUUGUUCAAUGUUGCGGAAGCUACAACAGUAGAAAACUUCCUGCCGACUUAUCGAAUCCGAAGAUGAAGUUCAUGAACUACAAUGUCAAUCUAGCAUCUUACCUGACUUACUGGUGGGUCAACUGGCUCUUUACCAUCGGUUACAACAAAGCCAUUGAUCAAGACGAUCUGGGAGACAUUCCUAACAGACACUCAGCUCGACACAACCAUAAGAAAUUCAAGGAAGCCUUCGAGUUAGAAACGGCAAAAGCACGCAAGAAGGGAAAGUCUCCAUCACUGACUCAGGUGUAUAUUAAAGUCUAUGGUUUUCGGUUGAUGACGUCACUGGUGUUGAAGAUUAUUGCAGAUAUGCUUGGCCUAAUUGGACCAUUGUGUGUUGGCGGUCUGACUUCCUAUGUCAUCACCAUCGUAUACCCGUCAGAUGGUGGAAAGUUACAGCCACAUUUCGUCACAGUGACGGAGUACUUUGGCAAUGGAUUCGUUCUGGUUGCAGUCAUGUUUUUAGCGGCUUCGGCUAAGGCUAUCAUUCUUCAGUGUAGCUUCCAUUGGGGUAUUCUAGAGAGUAUCGACGCAAGAACCUCUCUUCAGACCAUGGUUUACGAGAAGGCUUUGAGGCUCUCGACCUAUGCUACAACUGGAGGUAAGAUGACGAUGGGGCAGAUUACAAACCACAUGUCAACGGAUGCUAUGGCUGUACUCUACAUGUUCCAAACAUUCUACUAUUUGUUUUCCAUACCGAUUCAGAUUACAGUAACCCUAGUGCUGCUUUACUUUCAACUUGGUUUUUCUGCAUUGCUUGGUUUUGCUGUGUUCGUGGUUCUGAUACCCAUCCAGCUUAAAGUAGCUACCAUUAUGACCAAGAGACAGAAGGACGUUCUGGGAUGUUCUGAUCAACGUCUAAAGCAAUCCAAUGAGUUACUGCAAGGAAUCAAGCUACUGAAGCUGUAUGCUUGGGAGCAGAUCUACUGUGAGGCAAUCGAAGCCGUCAGAAACAGAGAACUUGGAUUUCUUCGCAAGAUUAACCAAUGCCUCAUUGUCACGAUUCUCAUAACGACAGCAGCUCCUAUCUUGGUAACAUUGGUGGGAUUCGGCACUUACACCGCUCUAACUGGCAAACCUCUGACUCCAGACGUUACCUUCUCAUCAUUGGCAUUAUUCAAUCAACUGGCCAUGCCGCUGUUUAUUCUACCUAUGUCUUUAGCUAUGCUUGUUAAUGGCUUGGUCAGUACCAAGAGAUUGCUUACGUUCUUACUAGCUCCAGAGGUAGAAGGAAAAGAGAGCUCAGUUCUAGAUGAUGAUGAAGAUGAUGCAAUGUCAAAUGAUCAGGAGGUUGUGGUCAAGUUUCGACAGCCAGAGAAAGUAACAGUCAGUCCAAAGUACACAAAGAAGGCCAUCGGGAUACAGACAGAUGAUAUGGAGUUAGUGACUUCUACUGAUAGUAAUGGCAACAGUGGUUUGAAUGGAACUCCUAAUGGCGCUUUUAUAUCGGAUCCAGAGCAGACUAUGGAAUCAGACAUUGCUGUUGAGAUCACUAAUGGAAACUUCAAGUGGGAUCCUGAAAGUGAUGUUAAUACAAUGUCUGAUAUUAAUGUCAAGAUACCAGCAGGGAAGCUAACAAUGAUCAUAGGGCAGGUCGGCAGUGGUAAAUCAUCUCUCCUGUCCGCCAUCUUAGGAGAAAUGACAACAGUGUCUGGUGACGUUCAAGUAAACAGUGGAAAGGAAAACAUAGCGUUUGCUGCUCAGAAGCCGUGGUUACUAAACGGCUCAUUACAAGACAACAUUCUCUUCUCCUCAGACAUGAACAGAAAAAGAUACAAGUGUGUGAUCGAGGCGUGUGCCCUGAAACCAGACAUUGAUAUCUUACCAGCUGGAGACCAGACUGAGAUUGGUGAGAAGGGUAUCAACAUGAGCGGAGGACAGAAACAGCGAAUCAGCGUGGCUAGAACCAUGUACUCAGGAAGACAACUUAUUAUUUUGGAUGAUCCAUUGUCUGCUCUGGAUGUCCAUGUUGGCCGCCAUCUUUUUGAAGAGGGAAUAGUAAAAUGGCUGCUGGAUAACAAACAAACAGUUAUCCUGGUUACACAUCAGCUUCAGUACCUCAAUAGGGCCGAUUUGAUCAUUGAAGUCAAGGAAGGACGAAUCUGUGCUACGGGAAGCUUAGAUGACGUCAUCAAGGCCGAUCCUGAGACGUACAGUAGUUGGGCAGAGGCGAUUAAGGAAGAUGAAGAACCAGAAUCUGAGGAAGUCAAAGAUGUAGAGGAAGAAAGGAAAAGUCUCAAGAGACAGCUCUCCAAGAAAGACAGCUUCGUCAAACAGAUGUCAAAGGAAGAGAAGCAGAGUGGCGGUAAACUGAUUGAGAAAGAAGAGCAGGCUCGAGGGUCAGUCUCCUACACGGUCUACCUAUACUACAUGAAGAACGUAGGAUGGGGUUUGAUAUCAUUCGUGUUUCUAGCUCUCAUCACACAGACUUCAUUAAACGUUGGCAAGAACUUCUGGUUGUCCAGUUGGUCAGAAGCCGGUUUGUCGAACGAGAGUGCAACAUCAACCGCUGAAUACCUAGGUGGUUAUGCAGGCUUAUCAGUAGCAGCCAUUGUGAGUCAGUUGAUGGCUUUCUCGGCGUUGGUGACGGCAGCUUUGAUCGGUGGUCGUAGAUUGCACCACAAUAUGCUCCAAAAUAUCAUCAUGGUUCCACUCAGGUUCUUUGACACUACACCGAUUGGCAGAGUUCUCAACAGAUUUUCCAACGACACCCAACUGAUUGAUUCUAGACUUGCUCAAACGUUCAACAGUCUUCUGGGAUGUUUCUUACAAUGCCUUUCAGCGGUUGUAGUCAACACUAUUGUUAUGCCAUUCUUCAUCAUAUUCGUCAUACCAAUUGCUAUUGGGUAUUACUUUCUGCAAAAAUACUUCAUCGCUACCUCAAGGGAGCUUCAACGUCUUGACAGUACCAGUAAAUCCCCCAUAUUUGCAUUCUUCUCAGAAAGUCUCGGCGGAUUAUCAACCAUUCGAGCUUACGGAGAUGGCAAGCGUUUUUACAAGACUCUGAUUAAGCGCAUUGAUACUAAUUUGGGACCUUACCUGUAUCUUCAAGCUGCAAAUAGAUGGUUAGCUACUCGUUUGGAUCUGAUUGGUUCGCUGUUUGUCCUCCUGGCUGGUUUGUCCACUCUGAUUGGUGCAUUGCUGUUUGGCGUUGACCCAAGUUUAGUGGGACUUGCCGUGACGUAUUCACUUCAGGUGUCUGGUUAUCUAAACUGGCUUGUUCGCAGCGUUGCUGAUGCUGAGCUGCAGAUGAAUGCAGUCGAACGUGUCAAGUUUUACUCCGAUGUUGAAAACGAGCCAUAUGAAGGUAAAGAACCUGCUGUUGAAUGGCCCUCUCGUGGUCAGAUUAAAUUUGAAGAGGUAUCGGUUCGUUACGCUGAGGAUCUAGAUGCAGUCUUGAAACGAGUCUCUGUUUGCCUCAAACCAGGAGAAAAGGUUGGAAUUUGUGGCCGUACCGGAAGUGGAAAAUCCACAUUGACCCUUGCCCUUCUCAGGGUCAUUGAUAUCUUUGAAGGUCAAGUACUAAUUGAUGACGUCGACAUCAAGUCUGUACCUCUGACGUCACUCAGAAGUAAACUGUCAAUCAUUCCACAAGAUCCAGUGCUGUUUACAGGCUCCGUUCGAAAGAAUCUUGAUCCUAUGAUGCAGCAAUCUGAUGAUGAUCUCUGGAAGUCGUUAGAGAUUGCGCAGUUAAAGGAAGUCGUUUCCCAGCUAGAGGGGGGACUAGAUGCGUCAGUAACUGAAGGUGGUGAGAAUUUCAGCGUUGGUCAGAGGCAGUUAUUCUGCUUGGCCCGUGCCUUCCUCAGGAAGUCUCGUAUCCUCAUCAUGGACGAAGCUACCGCCUCAAUCGACAUGGAGACGGACAAGAUUUUACAGACUGUUGUAGCAACUGCAUUUGCCGAUAGAACAGUUUUGACCAUCGCACAUCGUAUCGCGACUAUACUGGACUCAGACAGCAUUCUUGUCUUAGAUGACGGUCAUGUGGCGGAGUAUGGAAGUCCAGCUGAGCUUCUUGCUAAAGAGAAUGGUUUAUUUGCCUCUUUGGUCAAUGACGAUUAAAUGAUGAUUAAAGGGAAGGACGCGUUUGGUAGUUACUCAAAACAAAUAUUAACUUAAAAACUGACUUGGUAACGAGCA